AUGUCUAUCGAGCUGGACAGGAAUGGAGUCCCUCAGUAUGCAGGCCAGCCUGAGUAUUUCAAUGAAUACGAAGAGCGAGCCUGGGAUCUCUAUCAUGGCAGGACUGGCGAGAAGUCUAAGCAGGCUUUGUGCGGAUCAUCGGUCUGGCGCGACCGCAACGAGUCCAUGGCCAACUACGUGACAAGGAGGCGAAAGGAGUUCGCAGAGUUGCAGGAGGUCAGCGCCACGACUACGAUCUCAGAGGAUAUCCAGGCCGCACUGAUCCUCAGAUUCUGCGGCAUCAGCAUGAAGGAGCAAGCUGCAGUCCUCGCCUCCAACAAGAAUGAGUACAAGCUAGCCGGCAUCGAGUAUGCACUGCGGGCUCAGUACCCAGCGGUACAUCGACAGCAGGACCGACGCGCUGAUCGCCGAGAGCGAUCCGCCUACGCUUACGCCGCGUCGGAGCAGGACGAGAACCAGUCAGAGCUCGAUCAGAUCUAUUACGAGGACGAGGACGAGGACGGCUACUACCAGGGCGAGGAGGACGACUACGAGCACGGCGAGGACGACGAGUUCGACAUCGAGAACUACGUCGCGGAGAACCUCGACGAGCUUGGCACCGAGGAGGCAGAGGCCCUCGCCCUCGUUCUGCAGAGCCGCAACAAGAUCUUCAACAAGAAGAAGCCGCCUAGGCGAGUGACUUCGAGCUUCCACGGUCGCGGCAAGCACAUCGCCAACCUGAAGAAGCGGACCCAGUGCUCCGACUGUCACCAGUUCGGGCACUGGCAGGGCGAUGAUGGUUGCCCUCGUCGGUCGAGCCGGAAGCCUACAUCAGUGUCUCCAGCGAAGAAGCCCGCUCAGAACUACUUCGCGCUCGAGAAGCACGGGGGCAACGACGACGACAGCGAGCCGUCCGAGGUCUUCAUGGUUCUGAAGGGCGAGAUGGAGCACGUCUGCGAGCACGUGGCCGACGACGCCUGCGAGAAGGUCGUCCGCGGCGCCAACAAGACCACCAGGUACAUCACAUGCAGGGAGUGCGACCGCCACUUCACGCUCGCCCACCGCAACAAAGGGUUCGAGCUGUGGAGCUACUUCAUGAAGGCCCUGAUGGGCACGAAGUGGGGCCGCUUCCUGUCCCGCAAGGAGUUCGCGAGGCGGAUUGCCCUGGUGGCCGACACCCUGAUGGUCCAGGGUCGCCUCCCAUCUACGUAUCGGAGGCGGACGGGGGCGCCCGCGGCGCGACGCCUUUCCGGCAAGCAGCGGCUAUUUGGCCGGCUGCCUGCAAGAGGCGACGGACCACGUGCACCUACACCGGCGGCCGCAUCUGCGGCCAGUUCUGCGAGGCCGAGUGCUACUGGAUCAGCACCGGCCGCGCCACCUACACCCGGGAAGCGCAUCAUCAAGGUCGACUUGACCCAAGGCGACCCCGAGCCGAAGCCGGGGCCGGAGCUGGCCUUCCUGUACGGCAUCCCGCUUCACCAGAGCAUCGAGCUGGUGGAGUUCCCGGAUCUCGACGGCGUCGACCAGCUCAACCCGGUCCCGUACCCAGCGGAGGUCAUCAACUUCGGCACGCACAAGGGGCGAACCUUCCAGGAUGCGGCGUCCGACCCGGCGCUCAUCUGGCACAACAAGUGGGCUCUGGACCAGGUCUUGGGCCCCGAGGCGGAGGAUAUCAACCUCUACUUGUACCGCUACGCGUAUUUCCUCUACGCCAUUGUGAAGAUCGCGCGUGGCAAGUUCAACGUUGCCCCGCAGCAGAUGAUCGACGGUGACAAGAGGAGGCUCCCCGCCGACAACGAUUGGAUGGAGGUCAACGCCGGCGGCUUCACCAUCCCGAUUCGGCCCAACAUCCAUCAGCCGGACGUCAUCUCUACCUACGAGUGCUCGGUCAUGGCCGCCACUACCGGCAACGCCUUCUCGGCACACGACAACGACGCCGACGCCAUGCUCGCCAUCAUCGACACUGGGUGCACGCGUACCAUGCACGGUGAGUCAUGGCGGGCAGCCUUCGAGCGUAAGCUCGCGAGGCGCGGUCUACAGGGCGAUGUCGCCGAUUUUGUCAACAUCGGCGUCUACAACCUGAAGCUCCACCACACUAAGGUGGGCCACCCGGCGGUCAACCUCCUUGACCUGCCGAACGAGAACUACGAGACGGCCGAUUGGGCGGCGCUGACGACGCCCGAGGAUCACAACCUCGAGUACUACCCCGAGAAGUUCCACGUCGGCAUCACCUACGUCGAGGAGAGCUCAGUUGAGCCUCUCCCCAGCUUCCUGGACAUCGAGAUCGGCGAGACUACGGACGACGAGUGCCUCCAGACGGUCGUCGACCACGACUACGGACCGGACGUCUUCGCCGCCGGGGCGAUCGAGUGGGGCGGCAAGCGCAACCUCACCAACAAGAAGUCCAAGAAGCUCGAGCAUUCCCUGCAGGCCAUUGCCGUGCAGGAUGAGGUGGUGCAGGCCGUCGUGGAGAAGCAUCCGCCCAGGGCCCGGCUGCCCGCAGGUGCCGGGACAUGGGUCAAGCAGACCUACGCUGGCCAGAUGGGUUUGACAGUGCUCAUGGCCACGAUGGGCCUCUCGGUCGGCGUCCCACUGGACAAGCACACGGGCUGGGACGCUACCACCAGGCUGGGCAGGCAGAGGUACGACGCGGAGAUCACCAACGAGGAGCCGUACUGCCUCGUGGUCUCGCACCCCUGCUCGCCGUGGGGCAACUGGAGCAGAUUCAACAUGGCCCGUUGCCCAGAGACCGAGAGGAAGAUCUUGGCCAAGCGUGAAGCGAACCGCCCCAUUCUCAGGCAGGUGGACUCCUCAGUGGACAGCCGAGUGCGGAGGGGCUUCCACGUGGCGUUGGAGCACCCCCAGGGCUCCGAGGCCUUCGACCAGCCGGAGAUGUCAAGGAUUCGUUCUCUCCUGGACAAGGGCAUCCUGAGGAAGGUUACCUUCGACGGCUGCCAGGUUGGGUACCGCGAUGCUGAAUCAGGCUUGGCUCACCGCAAGCCCAUGAUGAUCAUUACCACUAUGGACGCGCUGGUCGAGGCCCUUUCCGACAAGAAGUGUAGCUGCACCCAGCACGAGCAGCUAAAGGGCCGCAACAAGUUCGGGCCGCGCACCCUGCAAGCGGCCGAGUGGCCGGAGGAGCUCAACCACAUCGUCGCCCGCAGCAUCGUACAGCAGGCCAUCGUCGACAACGCCACUGACACCGACUGGCCGUUCCCUGCAGAGGACGGUCAGUACGUGUUCAACUACGCCAUCCAGCUGGGCACCUUCCACGCCUACGACGCCGCCGGGAACCCCUACUUCUUUAUGAACUGUAUCUGCGAGGGGACGAACGUGUACUGCAUGGGCCCGGCUCGUGGAUCACCGACAGCACGUGCCACUACUAAGGCGUUCACUACCAGCUGGACCCCGUGGGCUGGCUACCCAGAGAAGCUUACGGUGGACCUGGGCAAGGAGUGGAUGAAGGAUUUCGCCUCCAACGCGAAGGCGCAUGGCGUGCAGGUCGACCUGGCUCCGUUGGAGACGCCGCACCUCAUCGGCAAGUGCGAGCGCCGCGGGGGCAUUUGGAAGGAGAUCUGGCGACGUACUGUCGCCGACUCGCAGGUUACAGGACUGGACGACGUCGAGGAGACUGCCUCCAUCGUGACCCAGGUCAAGAACGAGCUGGGCCGACGCGGGGGGUUCUCCCCUUCGCAGUGGGUCUUGGGGUCUCAUGGGCCCCGUGUCCCAGGAAGCCUCCUACAAAACGACGAGGCGCAGCGGUUGGAGGUCAUCGAAGCGUCGCUCGACCCCCAGUCUGCCAUGGCCCGCGCCAUGGCCCUGCGCGAGGCGGCCCGCAUCGCACGCGUCCGCCUCGACUCCGACGACCGCGUCAAGCGCGCCAUCCUGCGCAAGGCGCGGCCUAGCCGAGGCCCUUUUAACAUUGGGGCCAUCGUGUACUUCCGCCGGUCGCAGACCCGAGUCGGCGAGAGCCCCGAGGUCACGCACCGCUGGUUUGGGCCAGCCCGGGUUAUCGGGCAUGAGGUGCGCGACCCACGUCACCUCUCUCGCGACGCGGACGAGCCCGUCGGCACACUGGCCCAUGCAGUGUGGCUGCGCUACGGACACACUACCGUGCUCGCAGCUCCUGAGUCGCUCAGGUUCGCCUCUGAGGACGAGCUGCUCGCCAUGCACACCUACGUGAACCCAGACCUGUUGCCCCUUCGGUCACUGAUGGGGGCCAGGCACUACAUCGACAUCCGGGCCGAUGCAGCAGCAGCCUCGCCCGCCCCGAUGCCCAGGCCGCAACAGCGCGCGGCUGGUCACGGAGGGGUGGUUGGGGGCGCGCUCGGAUCUGCCGGACCAGGACCUGACGUAAAUUUCGAUUUCGACGAGUUCAACACCGAGGCUGUCGACAAGCCGGUGCCGGACGACGAGAUGGGCGCGGGCCUGGAGCGCGGGGAGAAGCGCGGAGGCCUGUCACUUACCCAGCUGGACAAAGCCAUGCGCAAUCCGGAGCGUCUGGAUUGGAGUUCCAUCAAGAAGCCUCGUACCUUCCAGGGCUACGUGGAGGAGGAGUUCAGCGUCAUGGAGGAUGCCCUCCACGAAGUGUUCCUCACCAGCGACUACAAGCCGGACCUGGCUGUCGCCUGCGAGUGGCGUCGCACCGACUACGGCAUCAAGAAGUUCAUCACUACGGACAAGCGUGGCCCUCGCUGGUCCAAGGUGCUUCGCCGCAUCACCCUGGACAUCAAGACAGGCAUCGUGAUCGAUGACAUCGACGUCAGAGGUCUUGCUCUUCGCGAUGCUCGCCUUCGUCGGCCUCUGCCUGGUGGCACCACCGCGGUCGAGACCAUCUUCGUUCACACCGACGAGGACGUGGGCACGAACGACACAGUCGAGUUCGCCUAUCUCACCAAGGGCGCGGUCCGCUCCGAGAUCAGACUUCAAGACCUCGCCCCAGAGCAGAGGAAGAAGUUCGAUCAGGCUAUGGCCAAGGAGUGGCGCAGCUGGACUGAGUUCCAGGCCGUCGAGGUGCUGAGCUUUAGCCGGGCCAAGGAGCUCCUCGACAGGGGUGCCUCCCCAGUUGGGGCGCGCUGGGUCCACGCGGACAAGAACGCUAAGAAGCGCAACCUCGAGCAGACCUACGACGACAUCCCGCUCGCUGCCAAGAGUCGGCUCGUCGUGCAGGGCUGCCAGGACGCGGGCAGGCAGUGGUGGCUGCAUCUGCGCGCCAUCCUCGUGGAGCAGGGUUGGCGCGAGUCCAUCUACGAGCCCUGUCUGUUCAUGCUCAGGGACAGCAAGGGCAAGCUCAACGGCUUGCUGUGCGCGCACGUCGACGACCUCUUCGCCACGGGCGCGGGCGAGCAGUUCGAGCGCGUGAUGGAGAUCAUCAAGGAUAAGAUUCGCCUUUCCUUCCAGUCCGAUACGUUCAGGUACUGUGGCAAGGUCGUGGAGCAGGACAACCAGACUUUCGACAUCAAGAUCGGACAGGCCGCCACGGUCGAGGCGCUGGAGUACAUCACCCUCGAGCCGCACCGCCGGCGCAAGCCCAAUGCGCCACUCACCCCGACGCGCCCCGACCUGGCCGUCCACGCUUCACUUGGGGCUCAGGCCAUGAGUGGCCCCAAGAUUCGUGACAUUGUUGCAGUGAAUCGUGCCGCCAAGAUGGCUAAGGACGACGUUGAUUUCAAGCUGAUGUUUUCAUCCCGCCUGGACUGGGACAGUGCCAUCGCGUUUGGCUGCGGGGGCAGCAGCCAUGGCAACAUUGACGACCUUACGCUAGGAGAGAAGGUCAAGUCGCAGUGCGGCUAUAUCAUCGGCAUGGCGUCGCCCGACCUCGAGACGGACGCCACCGCGAUCAUGCAUCCACUGGAAUGGGCUAGCGCGACGAUCAAGCGAGUGGUUCGUGGAUCGCUAGCAGCCGAAUGCAAUGGUUUCCUGACGACAGCUGAGAGUGCGGAGUUCCUCAAGCACGCGAUUGCCGAGAUAUCCGACCCCGGCUACUCAUCCUACCAGUUCGACCCGUUCUUCGACGGCAAGCAUCUGCUACUGCUGACGGACGCGAAUGGCCUUGUCACCUCCCUGGAGAAGGAUGGUGGUCAGCCCGCUGACAAGCGAGUACGGAUCCUGAUGGCCCAGAUCCGACAGCUACUCUGCCAUGACGUGCUGAAACAAGAGCGAGAAGGUGACGACUGGAGGAUAUGUGUCAGAUGGAUCGACACGAAGCUGAUGAUCGCGGAUUAUUUGACGAAGUCCGAGGCUGAGAGGAGUUUCUUGCUAGAGCGGCUGUCUGAGGGCCGCUGGUGUUUAGCGCAGACGAAGGAGAUGCUCGCUGCUAAGGCAGCGGCAGGCGAGGCGCGCCGAGCCCGCAAGGCCCGGCCUGGUGAUGCGGAGGGGUAG
Prorocentrum cordatum is the source of this 6360-nucleotide messenger RNA. NCBI's taxonomy places the organism in Eukaryota, Dinophyceae, Prorocentrales, Prorocentraceae. The record is from the annotation of a GenBank genome assembly.